This is a messenger RNA of Aedes aegypti (yellow fever mosquito), 2555 nucleotides long. Its product is annotated as protein claret segregational. Gene Ontology annotation, biological process: microtubule-based movement. Lineage: Eukaryota; Metazoa; Arthropoda; Insecta; Diptera; Culicidae. The transcript has 4 exons. The record is from RefSeq and is a predicted model, not a curated record. The coding region runs from base 197 to 2380 and encodes 727 amino acids. Gene Ontology annotation, molecular function: ATP binding; microtubule motor activity; microtubule binding.
GUGAGUGACCCGCGAAAUUUUAAUUUUUACUCAUCUUCGACGACGCUUUCACUGGCAAAAUAAACGGUCACCUGUAUGCGGAAACAGAAAAUAAUCGUUCUCCGGAUUUAAAAUACGUGUUUUUUCAGAAGAAAAAGUGUUGUUUAUUGUUCUAUUGAAGAAUAUUGCAGGAUUCGCCUGCGAGAUCAACGACACAAUGAUGGAGUCCAAAAUACCCAAACCCAGCUUUAUCAAAAAACCAACCGGAAUGGCAAGUCUCCCGGGUAACGCCCGGCCUCCUUUUUCCGAUUUGCUGAACGUUCCGGCCGAUUUGGAUUUCAACGGAAAACGGUUCGCUUCUCCCGAGCUUGUCAAUGCUGCCGUUUUGAACCGUGGCAAAUUGCGUCGCAGUCGCUCGGCAACCGACCUCAGCAGGCCAAAUUUUCACCGACCCAAGUUUGUGCCAAAUUUGGAAACCAUUUCUUCGGCUAAAAGUAAUCUAAAUUCGGCAAGUAAUUCUCAGGGGAAACAAGUUUUUAGGCCGACCAAUCUACGCCGAAGUGUUUCCGCCACCGAUAUUAACAUGAGGGUUCCCUCCAGUUUGGGUCCAGAGACGAAUAACGCGGCUCAGCAAUUUAAACGGCAGCUUUCAUCGAUAACCUCCGGAUUGCCCUCGAAAGCAAGCAAAACAAACGGAACGGCAAGUGCCACGGGAAGAGUUUUUGCCACCAAAUCGGUCACUUCCACAAUUGCUCCCGCUUCUGGUCAGCCUACCAGUAAGAAGCCGACGACCGCAUUCAAAGCCAAGGUAGUUCCCACAAAAACAGCUUCGGUCAAUUCCAGUGCAUCCAGUGAAAAGUCCAGCUCUUCCAGUGGCGGAGCGGCCAAAAAAGUGAUUAACAAGCGGAUUCCGCCAUACGACUACAAGGCCCGAUUCCAAGAUUUGCUAGAAAAACACCAGGUCCUAAAGGAAAAGCUGGAAAAUCUCCGCCAGGUGAAUUCCGAUUUGGAAUCGCUACCGCAAAAAUAUGACGAUUGUCUCAAAGAGUUGAACAAAUUGAAACAAGAUCACGAAAAACUCAACGCGGAACACGUUUCGGUCGUUUCGGAAAAUGCCAGCCUCAAGUUGAAGAAUGUGUCCCUUUCUACAAGUCUAAACGAAACAGAAUGUGAGCUGCGAUUGCUCAAAGAGCAGUAUAACGCGGCCGACACAGAGCGCCAUCAACUUCGGGAGCUAGUAAAAUCCCUUCAAGAGAAAUCAUCUGCUUUGGAGCAGCAGAAUGAAGCCCUGCGGGAAGACAACGACAAGAAGGCCGAGAUUCUGUUCCGGGCCAACAUCGAGCGAAAGGAUCUUCACAACACAAUCAUGGAUUUGCGGGGUAAUAUUCGUGUUUUCUGUCGUGUCCGGCCACCACUCGUUUCCGAAGCUGAUCGAUUGGAAAGCGCGUGGAAGUAUCUGGACGAGCAGUCGCUGGAAAUCGGGGCAACUGAUGGAAGCAACAAGCGGAUGGAGUUCAGCUUCGAUCACGUGUUCCAUUCGAAGACAACACAGGAGGACAUUUUCGAGAAUGUGGCUCCUCUGAUCCAGUCGGCUCUGGAUGGAUACAAUGUGUGUAUUUUCGCUUACGGACAAACCGGGAGUGGCAAAACUUACACCAUGGAUGGCGUGACGGAUCACCUGGGCGUUAUUCCACGAACGGUGGAUUUGAUUUUCAACGCCGUCGAGGACUACAAACGACUUGGAUGGGAGUACGAGAUUCGUGUGAAUUUCUUGGAAAUCUACAAUGAAAUUUUGUACGAUUUGCUGGAUUCAUCCGGUACCACGAAGGAGCUGGAAAUUCGCAUGGCAAACGCAAAGAACAAAACCGACGUUUACGUAUCGAACAUCAUCGAGGAAACCGUUCAAACUAAGAACCAUUUGCGGCAGCUAAUGUCAAUUGCCAAAUCGAAUCGAGCCACAGCCUGCACGGCGGGAAACGAGCGGUCGUCGCGAUCGCACGCAGUUACGAAAAUUCAGCUAAUCGGUACCCAUCGAGAAAAGACUGAGCUCAGUAUUGGUUCCAUCAAUUUGGUCGAUCUGGCUGGUUCUGAAAGCCCGAAGACGAGCACCCGCAUGGACGAAACUAAGAACAUCAAUCGAUCGCUCAGCGAACUCAGCAACGUUAUCUUGGCACUGGUGCAGAAAAACGAACACAUCCCAUACAGGAAUUCUAAACUGACGCACCUUCUCAUGCCCAGUCUGGGCGGUAACUCCAAAACGCUGAUGUUCGUCAACGUUUCGCCCUUCCAGGAUUGCUUCAACGAAACCGUCAAAUCAUUGAGGUUCGCUUCCCAGGUGAAUGCUUGCAAGAUGCAAAAAGUCAGGAAGAACAAAAUUUUAAACAAUUCGAGCAUAUUUUGAGCACUGGUUUCUUGUUCGUUCUAAUCGAUUUUUACAAAGACAAUUAUUCUAUUCGAGUUAUAAGUUAUAUGUAUCUUUUUAUAUUUUGAACACUCUAAUUUAACACAUACCUCUACCAAAAUCUAGACUACCACUAAAAUUGUUCAAUAAAUGUUUAUUCCUUACUAAUCACGUA